Molecule: messenger RNA, 1628 nt
Organism: Dunckerocampus dactyliophorus (ringed pipefish)
Lineage: Eukaryota; Metazoa; Chordata; Actinopteri; Syngnathiformes; Syngnathidae
Gene: auh
Product: AU RNA binding protein/enoyl-CoA hydratase
Exons: 11
Coding region: 315-1304 (329 amino acids)
Biological process (GO): fatty acid beta-oxidation
Cellular component (GO): mitochondrion
Molecular function (GO): enoyl-CoA hydratase activity
Source: RefSeq, a predicted model, not a curated record
CCUCACAUGGCUGUAAAGAGGCACGUGAGACAUACACAUCAGACGCAGUGCAAGAUGAAUCCUGUUUGUGUUUUUGCUAAUAGCCAAUUAGCCAGACAUUGAGGGGCUGAAACAUUAUGGGAUUUGGGGAAUCAUUGAUCGGACAGAGGGUAAAAUUAUUGUACAAAUAGGAUUAUUAUCGGACAUCCGGCAACGCUGAUUAUCCUCCAUGCUGGAAGAGGAGGCAUCACGUAUUAGGUAGGCGGUGGUGGUGAAUUUCUAGCUGGGCUUCCCGCCGUGGACGAAUACCAAAGAAGAAGAGUACUCGGUCAAGUAUGGCGGCACAGUUUGGCUGUAGAUCUCUACUGCGGCCCUUCCGCGUACAUUUCACUGAUAGCGACUCCCUGCGAACACUGUGGCCGUCCUGCUUAGCUUUGAGACAGUAUGUCUGCUCUGCUAAAUGGAAGUCGUAUUCCCCUCCGGUCGGCCUCGUCUCAGUGGCGCGAACAUACAGCUCAGAAGCAAAGGACGACCUGGUGGUGAAGUACCUUGACGGACAAGACUAUGGUAUUGUGGUUGUUGGGAUUAACCGGCCAAAAGCCAAAAAUGCCAUAAGCAGGAAUCUGGUAAAAAUGAUGUCGGAGGCUGUGGAAAAUAUCAAAAAGAAUAACAAAGUACGCAGUGUGAUUUUGUGCAGUUUAGUUCCAGGGAUCUUCUGUGCUGGAGCAGACUUGAAAGAGAGAGCCAAAAUGCAUCAAAGUGAAGUUGGACCAUUUGUGGCGAAAGCCAGGGCACUAAUCACAGGACUGGGUAACCUGCCAAUGCCAACAAUAGCUGCAAUUGAUGGAGCUGCACUGGGAGGAGGUUUGGAAAUGGCCCUGGCCUGUGACAUCAGAGUUGCCUCCGAUGCUGCAAAAAUGGGACUGGUUGAGACCAAACUUGCUAUUAUUCCUGGAGCAGGCGGUACUCAGCGUCUCCCCAGGGUGAUUGGUGUGUCUCUUGCUAAGGAGCUCAUCUACACGGCCCGGGUGGUUGACGGCACAGAGGCCUGUCGCCUCGGCCUCGUCAGUCAUUCUGUGGAGCAGAACAAAGUUGGGGAUGCAGCUUAUCUGCGAGCUUUGGCGCUUGCUCGUGAGAUUAACCCUCAGGGUCCAAUUGCAGUCAGAAUGGCAAAACUAGCCAUUAAUCAGGGUAUAGAGGUGGAUCUGUCUACAGGCUUGGCUAUUGAAGAGGCAUGCUAUGCCCAAGUGAUCCCAACUAAAGAUCGAUUGGAGGGUUUGGCUGCCUUCAAGGAGAAGAGGAGUCCCAACUACAAGGGCGAGUGAGAGCUCCCGCAAGACUUCCUCUGCACCACUGCUUCCAACUUGUUUAGAAGUCAACGUGCACACUUCAGGACUGUACCUGAAGGGAUCCGCUUGACCGGCAGCUUUGAUGCUGGGGUGGGGGGGGUCAGUGCUUUAAAGGCUGGAAAUGUUGAUGAACAUACCACCAAAUGUAAUCACUAACAAUUUCUUCAUCAUACUUGCAGUCUGAUUGCAAACGAGUGUCGGCAUCGUGAGUCCUAAAGCCAUCCAACGAGUAGGAAGUUGCUGUUUUUCGAUUAGUGCAAAUGUUUCUGUCUACUAUUAAAAACACACACUGUGACCUGA